UCCUGUAUUUUCUAACAAAACCAAGGGCACGAUAUGACGAUACCAAGAACGGCCGGCUCUCUACCCGGCUUGUUGACCGAAAGUAUCGAAUGGUAGAAAAAAGACAGAGGCGGAGAGGCCAGUCCAUUCUAUUUUUCUCGACUCCUCUGGCUCUGUGACAAUCCCAAAGCUAGUUGAAGGCUGAAUCAGUGAUGCACAGCCAACCAAGCUUGCCUUCUUUGUUUAGAGUUUAGAUUUUGAAUUUUUUGUUUCUUUUCUUUUGAUUGCAGAGCUUCUUACACUGAAGAAGCUACCAAUAAAUAAAAAUGACAAGCGUGCACUUAAACGUGUCGUCGAUGGAACUCGACAUCGUGUCUUCCGAUUGGUGGAACGAGAUCAACGAGUCCGCUCGUUGGCAAGAUGGGAUCUUCUUCACUCUCUGUGCUGCUUACGCCCUUGUCUCCUCCGUUGCUCUGAUUCAAUUAAUCCGGAUUGAACUCAGAGUACCCGAGUAUGGUUGGACGACGCAGAAGGUUUUCCAUCUCAUGAACUUCAUUGUAAACGGAGUGCGUGCAGUUGUGUUUGGAUUUCACAAGCAAGUAUUUCUUUUUAAGUUGAAGGUGUUUACUUUUGUGUUGUUGGAUCUUCCUGGACUUUUGUUCUUCUCUACUUACACCCUCCUUGUCCUAUUUUGGGCAGAGAUAUAUCAUCAGGCAAGAAGUCUUCCAACAGAUAAGCUCAGGAUUAUAUACAUUUUCAUUAAUGGUGCUAUAUAUUUAAUACAGGUUUGUAUUUGGAUAUACCUGUGGAUAAAUGACAACAGCAUUGUUGAAUCAAUAGGAAAGAUCUUUAUUGCAGUUGUAUCCUUCAGCGCAGCAUUAGGUUUCUUGCGGUAUGGAGGAAGGCUAUUUAUCAUGCUGAGGCGCUUCCCUAUUGAAUCUAAAGGGCGAAGAAAGAAGCUUAAUGAGGUUGGUUCUGUGACAACAAUUUGUUUCACAUGCUUUCUUAUAAGAUGCUUUGUGGUCAUGUUAUCUAUAUUCGACUCGGAUGCCUCUCUUGAUGUUUUGGAUCAUCCCAUUUUGAACCUUAUCUAUUACAUGCUUACUGAGAUACUACCAUCAGCACUUGUCCUCUACAUCUUGCGCAAGCUCCCACCAAAAAGGGUAUCGGCCCAGUAUCACCCAAUCCGAUAGUUCUGUCACAUGUUACCUUUACAAGUUUCUUCAUUGUCAAACUCAACAUGAUUUUGGAGGUGCAGUUUAACAGUAGAUGGAACAAAAGAGGCAGUGGAAGAAAAUUCCAGAUAUAUUAAUCUGGCAAGGCUUGUGGUCAUGGCAAUGUUUUUUGAUGAGAAAUACGAAGCACUGUUCACAUGAGAGAGAUCUAUUGGCCAGAUUUUUCAUUCACUGGUUUGAAGAGUUGAGCACUUGAUAUUCUGUUUGGGGAGUUUCAUCCAGUGGACAAAUCAAGAGGACAUGUGGCAUUGUGCUCCCUCCUUGUGGGCCUUUGAAGAGUACUUUUGCUAGGUUCAGCAAGGAACUUGGAGAGCAAAAUCUCAAUUUGGGUUUUUAUGACAUUUUGGGGUUUCUAUUUGUAAUGUGAGAUUCAUGUUGGUUCAAUGGUUGAAUCUUUUAGAAAUGAAUUUGCUUUUUUCA
Nelumbo nucifera (sacred lotus) is the source of this 1634-nucleotide messenger RNA. Its product is annotated as tobamovirus multiplication protein 1. Gene Ontology annotation, cellular component: plant-type vacuole membrane. The record is from RefSeq and is a predicted model, not a curated record. NCBI's taxonomy places the organism in Eukaryota, Viridiplantae, Streptophyta, Magnoliopsida, Proteales, Nelumbonaceae.